Cynocephalus volans (Philippine flying lemur) is the source of this 4285-nucleotide messenger RNA. RefSeq names its product zinc finger DHHC-type palmitoyltransferase 9 (gene ZDHHC9). The record is from RefSeq and is a predicted model, not a curated record. Gene Ontology annotation, cellular component: endoplasmic reticulum; Golgi apparatus. The transcript is spliced from 9 exons. Gene Ontology annotation, molecular function: protein-cysteine S-palmitoyltransferase activity. Gene Ontology annotation, biological process: peptidyl-L-cysteine S-palmitoylation; protein targeting to membrane. Lineage: Eukaryota; Metazoa; Chordata; Mammalia; Dermoptera; Cynocephalidae. Bases 73 to 1167 code for a protein of 364 amino acids.
CAAAGCUGGGCUCAGCCUCUGCUUUUUCUCUCGUGUAAUCACAAAGCCCAUUUUGGACCAGGAAUUCCAAUCAUGUCUGUGAUGGUGGUGAGAAAGAAGGUGACACGGAAAUGGGAGAAACUCCCAGGCAGGAACACCUUCUGCUGUGAUGGCCGCGUCAUGAUGGCCCGGCAGAAGGGCAUCUUCUACUUGACCCUCUUCCUCAUCCUGGGGACGUGUACACUCUUCUUUGCCUUCGAGUGCCGCUACCUGGCUGUUCAGCUGUCUCCUGCCAUCCCUGUGUUUGCUGCCCUACUUUUCCUUUUCUCCAUGGCUACACUGUUGAGGACCAGCUUCAGUGACCCUGGAGUGAUUCCUCGGGCCCUACCAGAUGAAGCAGCUUUCAUAGAAAUGGAGAUAGAAGCUACCAAUGGUGCGGUGCCCCAGGGCCAGCGACCACCCCCUCGUAUCAAGAAUUUCCAGAUAAACAACCAGAUUGUGAAACUGAAAUACUGUUAUACAUGCAAGAUCUUCAGGCCUCCCAGGGCCUCCCACUGUAGCAUUUGUGACAACUGUGUGGAGCGCUUCGACCAUCACUGCCCCUGGGUGGGGAAUUGUGUUGGAAAGAGGAACUACCGCUACUUCUACCUCUUCAUCCUUUCUCUCUCCCUUCUCACAAUUUAUGUCUUUGCCUUCAACAUCGUCUAUGUGGCCCUCAAAUCCUUGAAAAUUGGCUUCCUGGAGACAUUGAAAGAAACUCCUGGAACUGUUCUAGAAGUCCUCAUUUGCUUCUUCACGCUGUGGUCCGUCGUGGGACUGACUGGAUUUCACACUUUCCUCGUGGCUCUCAACCAGACAACCAAUGAAGAUAUCAAAGGAUCAUGGACAGGGAAGAAUCGUGUCCAGAAUCCCUACAGCCAUGGCAACAUUGUGAAGAACUGCUGUGAAGUGCUGUGUGGCCCCUUGCCCCCCAGUGUGCUGGAUCGAAGGGGUAUUUUGCCAUUGGAGGAAAGUGGAAGUCGACCUCCCAGUACUCAAGAGACCGGUAGCAGCCUUUUGCCACAGAGCCCAGCCCCAACAGAACAUCUGAACUCAAAUGAGAUUCCGGAGGACACUAACACUCCCGAAGAGAUGCCACCUCCAGAGCCCCCAGAGCCACCACAGGAGGUGACUGAAGCUGAGAAGUAGCCUAUCUAUAGAAAAGACUUUUGUUUGUGUUUAAUUAAUGCUAUGAGAAAUUUCAUGGGAGAAGAUAAAACCUGAGACAGAGAGCAAGUAAGCUGUCCAUCUUACGGUCUUUCUUUGGUCUUUAGUUACUCAAUUGCACACUGGCAUUUUCUUGCUGCAAGCUUUUAUAAAACAUUUUUUAAAAAAGUUUAUUUCUGGUGAAGAUGUCAGUCACCGCUGGUAACUGGAUAAAUGAGUCUCUUGGGCCUGGCACUGGUUUUCCAUGGCCUCAGCCACUCCCCUGGACUCCUCUCUCUCUUCCCUCCAGGUCCCAGCUCUCUGCUUGGGAUCAUUGCUUUCAUUCUGGGGCUAAAGGUUCUUGGGACUGGCUCAAAUUGUCUCAAGCUGCUGCAUGUCCCAAGUCCAGAGGCAGUAACAGGAACCUCUAGCCAGGGAAUCCUAACUGGGUUCUUGGGGCCUUCAGAAUGAUGAGGAUGGAGAGUGAGAUUGGAGGAUUCCCCUGGCUACAAAGUGCCAGCAUUGCCAGCUAAUCCUUUUAGGAAUGGGGCAGGUACCUUCCACUUGUUGUAUUUAUUCAUGUAGCUUCUCCUUUGUCCCCCAACCACUCUCUAACACCCAAGCCCCACUCUUUUCCCAUUAGAUAUACGUAAGUAGUUGUGGUAGAGAUAACAACUUACAUUUCUUGUAGACUACCCAGAAACUUUAAUUCCUGUGCCAUUCUCAAUAAGCACUUAUGAGAUGCCAAUGGUAUAGCCCCUCACACUCUCUGUCUCAUCUCUACUCCUUUCUCAUUAGCUCUUUUAAUUUUUUUUGACUCUUGCUCCCAUUAGGAGCAGGAAUGGCAGUAAUAAAAGUCUGCACUUUGGUGGUUCUUUUUCCUCAGAGGAAGCCCAAGUGCUCACUUAAACACUAUCCCCUCAGACUCCCUGUGUGAGGCCUGCUGAGGCCCUGAAUGCACAAAUGUGGAAACCAAGGCACAAAGAGGCUCUCCUCUCCUCUUCCUCUGUGUCCCCUCAAAACAAAACAAAACAAAAACAAAAACAAAAACAAAAAGAAAGAAAAGGCUAACCAGUACUUCCAUUAAGCCUCAGCUGAGUGAGGGAAAGCCCAGCACUGCUGCCCUCCCGGAUAACCCACUCCAAGGUCUCCGCCCACCUCGGGCUAUGGUAACCACACCGGGGGCUUCCUGCAAGCCCUGCUCUUCCAGCACUUCCACCGACAGAGUCCCAGAGCCACUUCACCCUGGGGGUGGGCUGUGGCCCCCAGUCAGCUCUGCUCAGGACCUGCUCUAUUUCAGGGAAGAAGAUUUAUGUAUUAUAUGUGGCUAUAUUUCCUAGAGCACCUGUGUUCUUCUCUUUCUAAGCCAGGGUUCUGUCUGGAUGACUUAUGGGGAGGGGGAAAGUGCAAACCAGAACUUUUAAUCUAUUUGAAGGCAAUUAAACUGUGUCUAAUGCAAACUGCCUGCCUCCUCCUUCCCCCUUCCAUUCCAAGAACCACCUUGGGGAUGUGAAUGUGUUUGUGUAUAGGGUGGGGGUGGGGGUUGGAAAGGGUUGCUUGUUACUACCCAUACUUCCAUUUUCCAGGGUGCCCUUGGGUAGAAGAGAUAGCUCCCAAACUCUCCAUUGACUUAUUCUACAUUCUGGGCUGAAGUUUAUCUUAUUCUGGAUUAUGAAGAAAGGCCUUUGAAGGCAGUAUGUAAUGUGAACAAGAUCGGGAGGGUAGGGGGAUUAUAUUUAUUUAAGAGAACAAGGUCUUUAUUAGGCUAUUUUUUUUAAGCAGAUGGCUACUGCUAAUUGCAAAUGAGUCUUGGUUAUUAAAGCAGACUCAUCAGAGCCUCCCCUUGGAAAUAUUUUGUUAAUGAUCUUUUACAAGUGAUGGUAUAUAUUUCUUUUUAAAUGGUCUGUAAUCAAGACCCCUUUCCAAUACCUAUCUCACUGUUCCCAGUUAAUUGGAAUUAAUGAAAUCUGGCCACUCCCCAUUUUUUCUCUAUGUCUUCCUAUUUUCCUUGAAGCAGGAUUUGAGUUUAGUAUUCCUGAGGGAGAGAGAGAUUGGGAGAGAGACUGGCUCACAUUCCUCUCCUAUCAGUUUCUACUUUCCCAUUCUUUUUCUCUCUUAGUUUUUUCCUCUCAGAUUUUAUUUAUUUCAAAACAAGGCCAAGCCUGGAGAGUUUGGAAGUUAUUAGAUUUUUACAGUUAACCUGCCACUCAUAUGAACUCCUUUAGUCAGGACUCAGCCCAUCUCCUCUCCUGGGCUAGGAUGGAUUUCUCUCCUCCCUCAACUUACCUCAACCACUCUCCUGCAGACUUGUAGGUCAGUCAGAGAAGCUUUCUCUUUCUGAUGUGAAGGGUCAAAAUGGAAAUCUCUUAUCUUUAGUGUGAAAUGACUUUUUAAAAAGUUUCUGCUUUUUCAUACUCCCUGCCCUCUUUCUUGUCCUUUAUAAGUCUUCUUUAUUUACUUAGUAUUAUAUAUCUAGUAUUUAAGACUGUGGCCUGAAGAUCUGUCCCGUUCAUACCAUGCACCAGCUGGGACUGUCCCUAGCCUGAGUUCUGAUUAUAGGAGAGACUGAAAAAUUGAUCUUUCCCAGAGUGGGGUGGGGAGGAGGAAGGCCUUAAAUUGUUGGGCUGACACUGUCUCCAACUCUCCCCUUCCUCCCCAUUCCUCCAGCUUCCUAUGCACCCCACCUUCCCAGGCCAGGAUGGUUGGCGCUGAUCCAGAACUCCUGGGGGCAGGUGGAAUUGGGCUAUGUUGGGCCAUUUCUUUAUAUCCAGUUGGCUCUGAAGCCUCGCUGGCCCUAGCUGAGAUCAUCUCUGUCUUUGCUUUUCCCCCCAGGAGUGGGGUUGGAUUAGAAGUGGGUUCUAAUUCUACAGCAGCUAAAGUCCAUUCUUCCUGUCUAUACCAUCCUGCCUUUACCCCUGAGGCCCCUUUCCAACUGACCAAAUCUCUUUACUUUGUGGGGGGAAAAUGUAUAUUGUUUUUAAAUCUAUUUUCUAACAAAUGCAAUUUAAUAUGUAAAUCUCUGCACUUUUGUGUGAGCCUACAAAUGUGUAUGUGUUGGGGGUUUUUCACUCUCUGGUAUUUCUUAAUAAAGAAAUCUUUCUUUUGAGGGGAAGCCAAUUAA